CCCUCAUCCUCUGGCAUCCUCUCAGCUCCUGCUCCAGGCGUCUCCUCCGGGCAUGCUCCUUAAGCCAAAGUAUGGCCGCUUUCGCAACGAGUCUGUGACCUCCUCCUCCGGCGACCUGAUGCACAGCUUAGCCAUGAGCGGCAAAGUUGUGGCCACACCGAUGGUCUCCGUCUCCGCCACCAGCCUCCCUCUGCCCCCCCUGCCUCAUCUGCCUCCCCUGGAUCACAGUGCCAGAGCCUCCUCCUCCUCUGGGGCCGCAGCCCUGGCCGACUCCCCUUGCCUGGACGGGGAUCAGGAGGCCACCACCACCUUCUGCAUGCUCAUCCCCAGGAUGCCCCAGUGGAAGUUCUCCAACUCGCUGCUCAGCCGCAGCCCGUCCAGCUCCAGCUCCAGCAAGGACUCGGGGAAGGCGGCUCCUUCCACAGCCUCACAGAGUUCCUCCCCACACAGGCGCAGUGUUGCGGCCUCCGCCAGUGGCCCGGUGGCCAGCCUCGCUGCGGUGCUUAACUCCUGUGACCCCGUGUGUGUCACCCCCUGCUCCCUGCAGGCGAUCCGGGGGCAGAGGGCGGUGGCAGCUGCACACUCUGCCGGUCCAGGGGGGCACGGGUUUGGGGCUAUGGAGGCCAUGGCGAGCCCCGGGGGUUCCAGCAACUCCAGGUCAGGAAUGAGCCGCCGGACAAGGGUGGAGGGCAUGUGGCUGGGGGGAGAGGACUUCCCCCAGAAGGGAAACUUCAUCCACAAACCCACCCAGGGCUGGCUGCAUGCUGACAACACCAUUGCAGGACCAGGGGCCUCAUAUAUAGUCAGGUACAUGGGCUGUAUUGAAGUGCUGAAGUCAAUGCGCGCCCUGGACUUCAACACGCGGACGCAGGUGACAAGGGAGGCCAUCAACAGGCUGUGUGACACUGUGCCAGGCGGAAAAGGAGCAUGGAGGAAGAAGACCACGAACAAAGCUCUCCAGACUGUGAUGGGGAAGAGUAACCUGCGAUUUGCCGGCAUGAGUAUUGCAGUCAAUAUUUGCAUAGAUGGCCUCGGUCUGCUAAUCCCUACCACACGACAGGUGAUAGCGCACCAUCCCAUGCAGUCCAUCUCCUUCGCCUCAGGAGGAGACACAGACACGCCUGAUUAUGUUGCGUAUGUGGCCAAAGACCCAGUGAACCAGAGAGCGUGUCACAUCCUGGAGUGCUCGGACGGUUUAGCUGAGAGUGUCAUCAGCACCAUCGGCCAGGCCUUCGAGCUGCAGUUCAAACAUUACCUCCACAGUCCUCCCAAAACCAUGAUGUCUAUGGAGAGGUCUGUAAGGACGGAGGAGCCGGUGUGGGCGGAGGAGGAGGACUCAUCUGAGCACAACUACUACAACAGCAUCCCAGGGAAGGAGCCUCCCGUCGGGGGGGUGGUGGACUCCAGGCUGCGGUCCAGUGGAUCUCUGCUGGGUCACAUCCACACACAGCCUCAGAGCAAGACCGCAGCACAGAUGGGCUCACCAGCCAGGAGGGACCAGACCUCUUACCCCCCCGGGCAGCUGUGCUAUGAGCUGCACUGGGACACGGAGACCACCAGCAGCUCAGGUCUGACAUCAGACGGUUACCUGUGUGCUGACGGCCAGCCUCCAGGCAGCAGAGAUUACGAGGAGCAUCAGUACGUGAACACCCAGACUCUGGAGAACCUGGAAUCACUGGCCAACGGAUACAGAGGGUCCAGGGUGCCCGAGAGUCCAAAGAAAGACCUCUUUGACAUGAGGCCCUUCGAGGACGCCCUGAAGCUCCACGAGGCCUGUGGUGGAGCUGUUGGAGCUGUUGGAGCUGUUGGAGCUGCAGGGGGAGGUGCGGGGGUCCUGGAGGAUCAGUGGCCCAGCCCCCCCCGCCGCAGAGCCCCCGUGGCCCCCAACGAGGAGCAGCUGCGCAGGGAGACCUGGUACCACAGCCGCCUGAGCAGGAGAGACGCAGAGAAGCUGCUGGUCAGAGACGGAGACUUCCUGGUCCGGGAGAGCACCACCAACCAGGGGCAGUACGUCCUGACAGGCAUGCACUGUGGCCUCCCCAAACACCUGCUGCUGGUGGACCCCGAGGGCGUGGUCCGGACCAAAGACAUGUUAUUUGAGAGCAUCAGCCACCUCAUAGCGUACCACCUGAAGAACGAGCUGCCUAUCGUGGCAGCAGAGAGCGAGCUGCACCUCAAACAGGUGGUCCGGAGGAAGCUGUGAGACCCCUGGCCCUGCAGGGGACGCUGUUUUCAAAGGUCGCCAUGCAAAAACAACACGGAAAUGAAUGGAAUGAAUAAUCCCCGUAUGGAUAUUCAUCUGGAACAAAGGAUGUCACUGAUUUCCAUGAACAGUUCUUCCAAUUAGAGUGUCUCCUUUUACUUUCUCUGCCUUUUGCCCACAAGGAUCAACCAAACUAUCCCUCGCCUAUCAUAAACUCCUCAGCAUGCAGCUAUUAAGCUAAAACAACAACCAGAAUCUACAAUCUGACAGAUUUCAGACCCGGAAAAUUGUCAAGCAAUGUCAAAAAUGUAAGAGACAUUUAUUUGUAGAGGACCCGACUUCGGGAAAUGGAAAAAGGAUUUGAGGUGACGUCUCAAAAAGCCUGUAAAAGUGAAGUGCUUCCAGUAAACCCCCGCCUAUCACACACCGGACAAAUCAUGGAUAUCACAAGAACAAAGCUGUCAAUCUGCUACAAACACUGUGUACACAUCUGAAGAUGUCAAAUGACUCACUGGGCCAUUUCUAUGUGAAUGAAGGAAAUGAAAAUGCUGCGACUCUAAGAGACAAUUUAAUUUGAAUGUAAAGAGUGUUUGUUGUUACGUGUUUACAGGUCUGCAGUGCCUGACUCUGAGAUGGCACAAUGGAAACAAACCAAGCAUGAUUAAGUGCUGAAUUUAUUAAAAAAAAAAGCCACAUGAUUGUCUGCCUUUUUAGGUUUCAUUGCCGUUGAGGGAAGGAUUUCUGAUUCUCUAUGAUAACCAAGGCACCAAAACUCACUUAAAGGUCACCU
Messenger RNA from Notothenia coriiceps (black rockcod), 2993 nucleotides. It is a transcript of the gene shc2, whose product is annotated as SHC (Src homology 2 domain containing) transforming protein 2. The transcript is spliced from 13 exons. The record is from RefSeq and is a predicted model, not a curated record. Lineage: Eukaryota; Metazoa; Chordata; Actinopteri; Perciformes; Nototheniidae. Gene Ontology annotation, cellular component: plasma membrane. Gene Ontology annotation, biological process: cell surface receptor protein tyrosine kinase signaling pathway; intracellular signal transduction. Gene Ontology annotation, molecular function: receptor tyrosine kinase binding. Bases 53 to 2203 code for a protein of 716 amino acids.